Messenger RNA from Capronia coronata CBS 617.96, 1329 nucleotides. RefSeq lists its product as uncharacterized. The record is from RefSeq and is a predicted model, not a curated record. Lineage: Eukaryota; Fungi; Ascomycota; Eurotiomycetes; Chaetothyriales; Herpotrichiellaceae. The transcript has a single exon. The coding region runs from base 1 to 1329 and encodes 442 amino acids. Gene Ontology annotation, molecular function: glutamine synthetase activity.
AUGAGCUACUUUGAGCGAGCCACGGCGGUGGAGCUCUUCGAGGAGUUUGAUCGCGCUCACCCGGACCUGGAGUUCUUCCGACAUGUCUGGGUCGACUUCUCAGGAAUCUUGCGUCAACGCAUUCUGACCAGGUCGUAUUGUCGUCAAAUUUACAGCGCCAACCGCCGAUAUGGAGUGGGACCGGCUGUGAUGAGGAAGAACAUCACCCACACGAGCGCCCAAGGCUUUUGCACCAAGCAGCAGGUCUGUCACAUGGUUCCAGAUUGGUAUUCGGUGCGGACAUGUCACUUUUCGCCCGGACAUGCGUGGGUAAUGUGUUUCGCAUACUGUGCCGAGGAAGCAGAUCCAUUCUUCCAAUGUCCUCGCUAUGCCUUGGCCCGUGUGAUCGAGAGAGUUGAAUCGGAGCUUCCCGGGGCAGAUGUUCUGUUCGGUUGUGAAACCGAGUUCAUUGUGUUGGACCUGUCGUUACAGGCUCUCCAGUCGCCCGACAAUGUGGUCGGAUGGUGCACAAUGACCGGGCUUCGAGACCGAAAACUGGAGAUGCUGGCGGACAUCGUCCGCGUGCUGCAAAAGUCAGACAUCGGCGUCACCCAUUUCCACUGCGAGGAGCCUCAGCAGCUCGAGCUCUCGACAUUUCCGUUCCCGCCCAUGCAGGCUGUUGACAACCUAUACUACACCCAAGAAUGUCUGCGGGUGAUCGCCCUUCGUUAUGGCUAUCGAGCCACUGUGGCUAUCAAGCCACUUCCGCCGCCACAUGAGACGACGAGCACUGUUGGCUUGCACUUUUCGCUCUCCGGCAUCGCCACCACAGAACAGGACCAUUUUCUCGCCGGCGUUCUCAACCAACUGUCCGUGAUCGCACCAUUUGCUAUGCCAACGCAUGACAGUUAUCACCGGACGAGCGUUGAUCGCUACGGCACUUGGAUCUGUUGGGGCACCGAGAAUCGUGAUGUUGCCAUCCGCAGGAUCAAGGAUGGGCACUGGGAGUUGCGUCUGAGCGAUGCCACAGCCAAUUUCUUCCUCCUGGGAACCAUCCUCCUUAGCGUUGGCCUCGACGGGGUGUUGGCGAAGCAGAUCCUCUCUAUCAGAGACCUGAGGUCUCCCUCGACCCAGGUGUCAUCCGAGGUCCUGGAGGCUCACGGCAUCCGAGAACGGCUCCCGUCCACUUUCCGCAAUUCGCUCGAGCUUGUCAGGAAAUCAGACUACACCGAAAAGCUUCUGGGUCACGACAUGAAGGGCCUUUGGCUUGCAAUAAAGGAGUUGGACGAGGAUGCCCUUUGCCGGAUGAGUGAUGAGGAGAGACGGAAGGCCUAUCUUCAGCAUUUCUGA